UCCAUCCGAAGGAAGGAAAGAGGAGGAGGAGGAGGCUCUGCUCAGCGAUGGCGGCGGCCGGGAGCCCUUAAAGCGACGGCGGCGCUCCCCUCAGGCCUCCUUUCCCUCUCGGCUGCGUCUUGUUUUUAACCCUUGCUCCCUUCUCUUGUGGGAGGCUAGGCUUCCGAGGGAGGGAGGCCAGAAGCCGUACGGAGGGAGAAGGGAGACAACCAAGGGCCCUUGCUGCUGCUGCUGCUGCUAAUCCUUCAUUUCCCUUCCUCCUCCUUCUCUUCUAGGCCCUGGAACCCGCUUUUUCGGCUGCCUCAGGUAAUGUAGCGGGGAAAAUGAACUUCAGAACACAGUAGAACAAGAUCUAUGUGAAAUUCCUGAACUCCAAGAACGUGGACCCUCUCAAGUGGACAUUUUAUAUCCAGCUUGCAAACUGGAAGAACUUUUAUUUAUAUUUUAUCUUGGUGAAUAUUUACAAUGAAUGGGCACAGCGAUGAAGAAAGUGCAAGGAACAGUAGCGGAGAAUCAAGCCAGUCAGAUGAUGAUUCUGGUUCAGCAUCAGGUUCUGGAUCUGGUUCAAGUUCUGGAAGCAGUAGCGAUGGAAGUAGCAGCCAGUCGGGAAGCAGUGAUUCAGACUCUGGUUCAGAGUCUGGCAGUCAAUCAGAUUCAGAGUCUGACACAUCUAAGGAGAAGAAAGUGCAAGCAAAACCUCCAAAGGUUGAUGGAGCUGAGUUUUGGAAAUCAAACCCAAGUAUUCUGGCUGUACAAAGAUCUGCAAUGCUUAGGAAGCAGCAGCAGCAACAGCAGUCAAAAGCAGCAUCCUCAAAUAGUGGCUCAGAAGAGGACUCAUCAAGUAGUGAAGACUCUGCAGAUGACUCAUCCAAUGAAAUCAAGAGAAAGAAGCAUAAAGAUGAAGACUGGCAAAUGUCUGGAUCAGGAUCUGUCUCUGGAACUGCUUCAGAUUCUGAUUUGGAAGAAAGCCGAGAUAAAAGUAGUUGUGAGGAGAGUGAAUCUGACUAUGAACCAAAAAUCAAAGUUAAAAGCAGGAAGCCUCCAAGCAGGUCUUCUUCACAAAUGGGAAGAAAAUUGGAGGACUAAAAAAAAAGACAACUUGAAUCAUCAUCGUCAUCAGAUGAUGAUUAUGAUAAAAGAGGAUCUCGCCGUCAGGCAACUGUAAAUAUUAGUUACAAAGAAGCAGAAGAAGCAAAGACAGAUUCAGAUGAUCUACUGGAAGUCUGUGGAGAAGAUGUCCCACAACCUGAAGAAGAUGAAUUUGAAACUAUUGAAAAAUUUAUGGAUAGCCGGAUUGGACGAAAAGGAGCAACUGGUGCUACAACUACUAUUUAUGCAGUUGAAGCCGAUGGAGAUCCAAAUGCAGGAUUUGAUAAAUCAAAAGAACCUAGUGAUGUGCAGUAUUUGAUUAAAUGGAAAGGUUGGUCCCACAUCCAUAACACUUGGGAAACUGAAGAUACUCUGAAACAGCAGAAUGUUAGAGGAAUGAAGAAGCUGGACAACUACAAGAAAAAGGAUCAGGAGACCAAACGAUGGUUGAAAAAUGCUUCUCCGGAAGAUGUGGAAUAUUAUAACUGCCAGCAAGAACUCACAGAUGACUUACAUAAACAAUAUCAAAUAGUAGAGCGAAUAAUUGCUCAUUCUAAUCAGAAGUCAGCAGCAGGUUAUCCAGAUUAUUACUGUAAAUGGCAAGGCCUUCCUUAUUCAGAGUGCAGCUGGGAAGAUGGUGCUCUCAUUGCAAAAAAGUUUCAGUCACGCAUUGAUGAAUAUUUUAGUAGAAAUCAGUCCAAGACUACUCCUUUUAAAGACUGCAAGGUUCUAAAACAGAGGCCAAGAUUUGUGGCCCUAAAGAAACAACCAUCUUAUAUUGGAGGGCAAGAAAGUCUGGAGCUAAGAGAUUAUCAAUUAAAUGGAUUAAAUUGGUUAGCUCACUCAUGGUGCAAGAGCAAUAGUUGCAUUCUUGCAGAUGAAAUGGGAUUGGGUAAAACAAUACAAACUAUCUCAUUUCUGAAUUACUUGUUCCAUGAACAUCAAUUGUAUGGACCUUUUUUGCUGGUAGUACCACUUUCCACUUUGACAUCAUGGCAAAGAGAAAUCCAGACGUGGGCUCCCCAGAUGAAUGCUGUAGUUUAUUUGGGAGAUAUUACAAGCAGAAAUGUGAUAAGAACACAUGAAUGGAUGCAUCCACAGACCAAACGGUUAAAAUUUAACAUCCUGCUGACAACUUACGAAAUUUUGCUAAAGGAUAAGUCAUUCCUUGGUGGCUUGAACUGGGCCUUUAUAGGAGUAGAUGAAGCCCAUCGACUAAAAAAUGAUGAUUCCCUCCUGUAUAAGACAUUAAUAGACUUCAAGUCCAAUCAUCGCCUUCUUAUCACUGGAACACCUCUGCAAAACUCCUUGAAAGAGCUCUGGUCCCUACUGCACUUCAUCAUGCCAGAAAAGUUUUCUUCUUGGGAGGAUUUUGAAGAGGAACAUGGGAAAGGAAGGGAAUUUGGCUAUGCCAGUCUUCAUAAAGAACUUGAGCCAUUUCUUCUGAGGAGAGUUAAGAAAGAUGUUGAAAAAUCUCUGCCUGCCAAGGUUGAACAAAUUUUAAGAAUGGAAAUGAGUGCAUUGCAAAAGCAAUAUUACAAGUGGAUUUUAACUAGGAAUUACAAAGCCCUAAGCAAAGGUUCUAAGGGCAGUACCUCAGGCUUUCUGAAUAUUAUGAUGGAACUCAAGAAGUGUUGUAAUCAUUGCUACCUCAUUAAACCACCAGAUGAUAAUGAAUUCUAUAAUAAACAGGAGGCCUUACAGAAUUUAAUCCGAAGUAGUGGGAAGCUAAUUUUGUUAGACAAGCUGCUCAUUCGCUUACGAGAACGUGGCAACCGAGUGCUUAUAUUUUCUCAGAUGGUUCGGAUGCUGGACAUCCUAGCCGAAUAUUUGAAAUACCGUCAGUUUCCCUUUCAAAGACUAGAUGGGUCAAUAAAAGGAGAACUGCGGAAGCAAGCACUGGAUCAUUUUAAUGCAGAAGGUUCUGAGGAUUUCUGCUUUUUACUGUCUACCAGAGCUGGAGGUCUGGGUAUAAACUUGGCAUCUGCUGAUACCGUAGUUAUAUUUGAUUCUGACUGGAAUCCUCAGAAUGAUCUGCAAGCCCAAGCUAGAGCUCAUAGAAUUGGACAAAAGAAGCAGGUUAACAUUUAUCGUCUAGUCACUAAAGGAUCAGUAGAGGAAGAGAUCUUGGAAAGAGCCAAAAAGAAGAUGGUUUUAGAUCAUCUAGUCAUUCAGAGGAUGGACACUACAGGAAAGACAGUGUUGCAUACUGGUUCUGCACCUUCCAGCUCUGCUCCUUUUAAUAAAGAAGAACUGUCAGCUAUAUUAAAAUUUGGUGCUGAGGAACUUUUUAAGGAACCAGAAGGUGAAGAACAAGAGCCACAGGAAAUGGACAUAGAUGAAAUUUUGAAGAGGGCUGAAACAAGGGAAAAUGAAACUGGUCCAUUAAGUGUGGGAGAUGAAUUGCUUUCUCAAUUUAAGGUGGCUAAUUUCUCCAAUAUGGAUGAAGAUGACAUUGAAUUGGAGCCUGAACAGAACUCAAGAAACUGGGAAGAAAUUAUUCCAGAAGUGCACAGGCGCAGAUUAGAAGAAGAGGAAAGGCAAAAGGAAUUGGAAGAAAUUUAUUUACUUCCACGCAUGAGAAACUGUGCAAAACAGGUCAGCUUUAAUGGAAGUGAAGGAAGACGUUCUAGGAACAGAAGAUAUUCUGGAUCAGACAGUGAUUCUAUAUCAGAAAGGAAACGACCCAAAAAACGUGGAAGACCACGGACUAUUCCACGGGAAAACAUUAAAGGAUUUAGUGAUGCAGAAAUUCGAAGGUUUAUAAAGAGUUACAAGAAAUUUGGGGGCCCUCUUGAAAGGUUAGAUGCCAUAGCUAGAGAUGCAGAGCUAGUGGAUAAAUCUGAGAUAGACCUCAGACGGCUUGGAGAACUGGUACAUAAUGGAUGCAUCAAAGCUCUAAAAGACAGUUCACCUGGACAGGAGAGAGCAGGGGGCAGACUUGGAAAAGUUAAAGGCCCAACAUUCAGAAUAUCAGGAGUGCAAGUAAAUGCCAAACUAGUCAUGGCCCAUGAAGAAGAGCUAUCACCAUUGCAUAAAUCCAUUCCUUCAGAUCCAGAGGACAGGAAGAGGUACACCAUUCCUUGUCACACUAAGGCUGCUCAUUUUGAUAUGGACUGGGGCAAGGAAGAUGAUUCCAAUCUUCUAAUUGGCAUCUAUGAAUAUGGAUAUGGUAGCUGGGAAAUGAUAAAAAUGGACCCAGAUCUCAAUUUAACACACAAGAUUCUACCAGAUGAUCCAGAUAAGAAACCCCAAGCCAAGCAGUUGCAGACCCGUGCAGACUACCUCAUAAAAUUACUAAAUAAGGAUCUUGCAAGAAAGGAGGCCCAAAAACUUUCUGGGGCAGGAGGUUCAAAGAGAAGGAAAAUGAGAGCCAAGAAGAGCAAGACCAUAAAAGCCGCAAAAAUAAAAGAGGAGACAAAAAGUGAUACAUCACCAGCUCCUUCAGAUAAGUCUGAAGAAGAGGAAGAUGAGGAUAGCAAGGACGAAAUUGUUUCUGUGAAACAUUCAAAUAAAAAGGUAAAAGAAAAAGAAAAUGAAGAAAACCUUGAUUCAGAUCUCACUAUGAAAAAGGAGACCGAUGAGAAAAGAGAGGCUAAAGAAAACAAGAGAGAACCUAAAAGAGAGAAAAAAGAAAAAGAGGACAAGAAAGAGUUGAGGGAAAAAGACAUAAAAGAGAAGAGGGAAAACAAACAAAAAGAAUAUAUACAGAGAGAAAAAGAAGUGAAAGAAGAAAAGACAAAUGACAUCAAGCAUGACAGCAAGGAGAAAAGCAAGAAAGCUCCUUCAUCAGAUAUUCCUGUCCAUAUAACAGCAAGUAGUGAACCAGUUCCUAUAUCUGAAGAAUCUGAGGAGCUGGAUCAGAAGACAUUUAGUAUAUGCAAAGAAAGAAUGAGGCCUGUCAAAGCAGCAUUGAAGCAGCUGGAUAGGCCUGAGAAAGGUCUGUCAGAAAGGGAGCAACUGGAACAUACUAGACAGUGUCUUAUCAAAAUAGGAGAUCACAUAACUGAGUGUCUAAAGGAAUACACAAAUCCUGAACAAAUCAAACAGUGGAGAAAAAAUCUCUGGAUAUUUGUUUCCAAAUUUACAGAAUUUGAUGCCAGAAAAUUACAUAAAUUGUACAAACAUGCAAUUAAAAAACGCCAAGAAACUCAGCAGCAUAAUGACCAGAAUGUCAGCAGCAGUAUUAACACACAUUUUAUCAGAAAUCCAGAUGUGGAACGGCUGAAAGAUAACACAAAUCAUGAUGAAAGUAGCAGAGACAGUUACUCAUCUGAUAGGCACUUACCACAGUACCAUGAUCAUCACAAGGACAGACUUCAUGGAGACUCUUACAAAAAAGGUGAUUCAAGGAAAAGGUCUUAUUCCACCUUCAGCAAUGGGAAAGAUCAUAGGGACUGGGAUCAUUAUAAACCGGAUAACAGAUACUACAGUGAUGGUAAACAUAGAAAACUAGAUGAGCACAGGAAUAGAGAUCACAGGUCAAGCCUGGAAGGAAGUUUAAAAGACAGUCGAUUGCACUCAGAUCAUCGACUACCCUUAGAUCACCGGUCCAGUUCAGACUACAGUCAUCAUAAAUCUUCAAGAGAUUAUAGGUAUCAUUCAGACUGGCAAAUGGACCACAGAGCUUCCAGUAGUGGCCCCAGGUCACCGUAUGAUUCACGAUCUCCAUUGGGACACAGAUCUCCAUUUGAACAUUCAGCAGAUCACAAAAGUACACCAGAACAUAUGUGGAGCAGCCGAAAAACAUAGCAAAGACUAACAUUUCCUGAACUUUUUUUAGCCAUAUACACAAUAAACUAACACAGCAGUUGCCUUACAUGACUUGAAAGACAUGGACCGGAUGUGCUAUGAGUAGCAGUAUUGUUAUUACUUUCCAAUAUACUAGGUUUGUUCUCCCAACAGAAGAGGAAAUAUUUUUGUAUUUAAAGUUUUAAUGCUGCACUGUGCUGCAAAUGUUGUAGCACAUUUUUUUUAAGAAAUAAAAGAUGUUUACUUUUUACAGGGACCUCAACACUGCCCCACUCAGACUGGAUCUUAAUCUAAACUCCUUGUCAAAGUGGUUUUAUCCUGAACACAAUUUAAAUUAUGUUUGUAGAUGAUCAUUCAAAUGUUAAUCUGUGAUCAUAUUUCAGGAAAGAAUCGAGAGGAUUUUUUUAAAAAAUAAAAAUAAAAAAUAAAAUAAGGAUUCAAAUA
This is a messenger RNA of Sceloporus undulatus (fence lizard), 6285 nucleotides long. It is a transcript of the gene CHD1, whose product is annotated as chromodomain helicase DNA binding protein 1. Gene Ontology annotation, cellular component: nucleus; chromatin. The transcript is spliced from 38 exons. Gene Ontology annotation, biological process: regulation of transcription by RNA polymerase II; nucleosome organization. The record is from RefSeq and is a predicted model, not a curated record. Lineage: Eukaryota; Metazoa; Chordata; Lepidosauria; Squamata; Phrynosomatidae. Gene Ontology annotation, molecular function: chromatin binding; DNA binding; ATP hydrolysis activity.